UGGUCUACUCAGGAGUUUGUACUGAGAUCUUCAGAAGAGAGAGUGUGAUCUUCAAGAAAACUGUCUACUGCUUUGUUCAUCUGAGUGUUCAGGAGUUUCUGGCUGCAGUCUACAUGUUCCACUGCUACACCAACAGGAGGACACAGGUACUGCAGGACUUCCUGGGAAAAGAAUACAAACCCAGCAAAUCCAAAUUGGAAACUAUUGUUAAUACGUUUAAGGUAAAAUAUGACUUCACUAUGACUGACUUCCUCAGAAAGUCAAUGGAGAAAUCCCUCCAAAGUAGAAAUGGUCACCUGGACCUGUUUGUUCGCUUCCUUCAUGGUCUGUGUCUGGAGUCCAACCAGAGAAUCUUGGGAGACCUGCUGGGUCAGACACACUACAGUCCAGAAACCAUACCAAAGGUCAUUGAAAACCUAAAAAAAAUGAACACGAUCAACAUCUCUCCAGAGAGAAGCAUCAACAUCUUCCACUGUCUGACAGAGUUGAAGGAUCAGUCAGUUCAUCAGCAGAUCCAAGAGUUCCUGAAGUCAAAGACCAGAGAGAAAGAACUCUCUGAGAUCCAGUGCUCAGCUCUGGCCUACAUCCUGCAGAUGUCAGAGGAGGUUCUGGAUGAGUUGGACCUGGAGAAGUAUAACACAUCGAAGGAGGGAAAACUGAGACUGAUCCCAGCUGUGAGGAACUGCAGGACGGCUCGGUUUGGAGAUUGUCACCUCUCAGAGACCCACUGGGAGGUGGUGGCCUCUGCCCUGAAGACAAAUCCCUCACACAUGGUUGUUCUGGAUCUGAGCUCCAACCUGUACCUAGAGGAACCAGGGAUCAAGAAGCUGUGUUCUGGAUUGGAGAGUCCACACUGUAGACUGGAUAAACUGAAGUUGGACAAUUGUGCAUUGCCAGAUGUCAGGUGUUCUCUUCUGGUCUCAGCUCUGAGGUCCAACCCCUCCCUUCUGACCAAACUGGACCUGGGUGGAAAUGACGUGAAAGAUUUGACAAUGGAGAAUCUGUGUGGUUAUCUAGAGAGUCCAAAAUGUCGACUGGAGACUCUGAAGUUGAGAUUCUCCCAUUUGUCAGAUGUCAGCUGUUCUUCUCUGGUCUCAGCUCUGAAGUCCAACCCCUCCCACCUGAGGAAACUGACGUUGGGGGGGAAUAGGCUGCAGGAUUCAGGGAUGAAGGAUCUGUGUGGUUUUCUCCAGAGUCCAGACUGUAAACUGGAGGAUCUGGAGUUGAAACGCUGUGAGUUGACAGAGAUCAGCUGUUCUUCUCUGGUCUCAGCUCUGAAGUCCAACCCCUUCCAUCUGAAGAAACUGGCCAUGAGCUCAAACCCUCUGCACGACUCAGGAGUGGAGUUUCUGUGUGUUUUUCUGCGGAGUCCAGACUGUAGACUGGAGGAUCUGAGGUUGAGGGACUGCAGGUUGUCAGAGAUCAGCUGUUCUUCUCUGGUCUCAGCUCUGACGUCCAACAACUCCCGUCUGAGGAAACUGGACUUGAGCGGAAACAACCUGGAGGAUUCAGCAGUGGAGGAUCUGUUUGGCCUUGUGGAUGAUCUGAUGUCAGUGUAGAACAUUGGAGUCAAAAUGUUGAAACUAAAUCUGUUUUUUAAUUAUUUGUAAACUUCCUUGUCUCUCCACUUGGUGGCGUGUGAUCAGAUUCCCAUACUGUUUCAUUUUUACAGACCUUAUUGUCUAUGAACUGCGUGUGUUCAUAUUUUAAUUGACAGGUGAAUGUGUUGCCUUUUCUUACCUUACUCCGACUGUAGAGGGCGCGGCUGCUCUACUUGUAUUUAACGUGACAUAAACUGCUCUCAUCUCUGCUCAUUUCUCUUCUCU
This is a messenger RNA of Cynoglossus semilaevis (tongue sole), 1826 nucleotides long. Its product is annotated as ribonuclease inhibitor-like. The coding region runs from base 114 to 1559 and encodes 481 amino acids. The transcript has 6 exons. The record is from RefSeq and is a predicted model, not a curated record. Lineage: Eukaryota; Metazoa; Chordata; Actinopteri; Pleuronectiformes; Cynoglossidae. Gene Ontology annotation, molecular function: protein binding.